GUUUGAACUCCCGAUUUCUGAUUUUUGACUUCAAACGCAGUUUUGGCUUGUUUUGCUGUGUAAGUUCCUCAAGCAGUUGUUAUGUUUUGCUACGUUUUAGGUUGUUGUCCAAAGUGAUUCCUAGCUGAAUCCACUUUAGACUUCAGACUUCAAACUGUUUCAGACUACAGACUUACAGGGUUGACUUCAGACUCAAGAUUUGAGAUCUCUGAUACCAGCGUGAAGAACUCAUACAGCAACAUGCCAGAAUUGCGUCUGAAGUCAGAAAUCACCAACGCAUGCUGUCUGAAGUCUGAAGUCUGAAGUCCCUUCUCUGCUUUCGUAUAAUUGAUAUAAUUUUUCUGUCAGUUAAGUACUGCUUUUGAUAGAAAGAAGGCCAGAACAGCAUAGCUUAGCUAGCUCCUUUCUGAAAAGACUGAAAUCCUUGCAUGAUUCGAAUUAAGCAAUAGAGAAAACGUACUUGUUUUCAUAGCUUGAUAUGAACGAGAGAUGGUGUUGGAAUUCGAGACAAUUAUGCAAACCCGAAAGCCGAGCUGCAAAAUUUUGAAUCAAUUGUUUCGAGAAAUUAAUAUGUUAUUACGCACACAAAUCUCCUCUACAAGUCAUCUCUGCAUUAUGACUGGCCUUUAAAAUUGUUUUUGCACAAGUUGUCUUAAUUUUCAAACUUUUUGAGAGGUUAACGUGCGCUAACGCUAGACGACAGCCAAGUCUAAUUGAAGAACUGUCCUUUAGGUGUUUUUGACGGAAAAAAAACCUUACCCGAACAUGUUCCUGAUUCGAUUCUUCAAAGGACAACUAGCAAGACUCCCCGGAGCUAUAACCAUGGCCUGCCUUAAUUUACAACCGAAUAAGAACUUGAAAAACUAGAUCGGGAAAAGUUGAAUGCCACUAGCAGAUAGAACCGAUCUCCUGUUUACAUUUCACAAAUGAGCUAUAGGCAAAGUGAAUCGGUGAAGUGGUCUCAAUAUUUUGCUUUAACAACUGAAUCAAAAUUUUUUUUAACGUCACACUAUUGAAAGUGGGCCAGUUCAUCUCAAGGUCAACCUGGUCAAGGUUACUAAAAAUUUUCAAUGCAAAAUAAAUGUGCCAACUUGGUAGAUUUCGAAGUAAAAGAAACGCCAAAAACAACAAGAAUCUAACGUCUUUUGUACGGCAUACAAAAAGCCAUCAAAUCGAUGCGUUAUUUGCUAAAUCAUGAUUUGAGGUAGGUGUCUUUCUUGGUACGCCAGUUAGACAUGAGGCCUCUACUAAUUUUAACCAUUAUUCUCCUGUUAGGAUCUGAACUGAAGUGCGAUGGAGGAGCCAAGCAAUUUCACCCAACUAGAAAGCCAUGGGGAGGACGACCAGCCGCGUCCUAACAACGGGACAGAUCUGAAGGUGGCAAAGAUGAUCAUGAUUGGUCUCUACGUCAUUAUCUUCUUGUUCUCUCUAGUUGGCAAUUCCCUUAUCUUUCAUCUUGUCCGCACCCGUAAGAGUAUUCGCAAGAACCAGUUUUACUGGCUCAUUGUCAAUACAGCAGUUGCUGAUCUCAUGGAUGUAGUCACAGCGUCUGCCUUCUCAGUGGCAUACUUCUUAUAUGAGGAAAGAUGGGGACUUGGAGCAUUUGGAGCUUCCCUGUGCAAGAUCAUUCCUUACCUGCUUGUAACUUCCAUUUGUGCUGCCAUUUGGACGCUCACAGUCAUUGCUGUUGACAGAUAUCUAGUUAUUGUGUGUCUCCGAAGAAGGGCCCUGUCAUCCCGAUCAGUGUUGUGUUCCAUUUGCGCCGUUUGGCUGUGUGCUGCGUUAGUAUCCAUCGGGCAGCUGUACAAAUUCAAAAUGGAAAUAGAAGAUGAUGGCACAGCCUACUGUAUCGAUGAGUGGAGCGAUCAAUCGGAAGAGACGUCUCUGCUUAUCUACAAAACGGAAAUGGUUACGAGGGUUGUCAUCACCUACGCAAUUCCACUUUUUGUCAUAGCAAUCUUGUAUUUUUUGAUUGCUAGGUUUCUGUGGAAGCGCAAGCCACCAGUCAGUGUCAACCAACAUGCUUACAAUAAUCAGAUCAGAAAACGCAAGACAGUGAUCAAGAUGUUGAUUACAGUUGUCACCGUUUUUGCGGUCUGUUGGUUCCCUGUGCACGUCAGUCACAUAAUGUCUAAGUUUCACCAAGAUGCUUACAGCGAUAUUCCAGAGGUUCUCAGAUGGCUGUUCUUCUGGCUGGCGCAUGCUAAUGCUGCAAUUCAUCCCUGGCUGUUCAUAGCAUUUAGUGAGCAUCUCAGAGAGGGAACAAAGGAGAUAUAUCGAGAUAUGUGUAAACCAAACCAGCUGAGAUUGCGUCACGGGUCCACUCCAAGUUUGGCAACCGUAAAUGAUCCUCUUUCCCGGUCUGUCACGCCCCCCAAAGGCAGCGUUCGCGGCCGUGCUGAACGCUUGCUGAGCUAAUGUGUGCACGCUGAUUUAAGAAAGGGUACCGAACUACAGGUGAUUCUAUUCACUCAGGACAUCUAAAUUAAAGAUGCAGCCUAUUUGACCAUUAAUGUUAACAUAGGUAAAAAAAAAAAACACACAACAGUCCAAUAAACGCGCCAGCAAUUCAGUGAUCAAACAUUAGUUCAUUGAGCGUAGGUUACAUCCCGCUGCGGCGGAAAUAGCCAGUAAUACGUUAGAUCUUUUAAAUACAUAAAUGCGCAUCAUUACCUAAGUGGUAAAUACUCAUUUAGGGAUGACACAAAAACUAAAUUGAGAAAUAGCUAUGGUAUACUAUUAUUUAGUUCUAGUAAGCUCACUUAUGUAAACAGGAAAAUAGACUGAUGGCAAUUCAGUAAAAGUUAAAUAGUCUGCUCGAAGGUCUGUCAUGCUCAUCAGGGGCACAGUGAACAAACCUGGAAAGAGAGUCAGCGCUGAAAGGGAAAGCUAACACGGUCCGAAAUAAAAAUUUAAAAUAAAUAACACGACAAAACGCGCACUGAGAAAGCAGAAAAAUAUAUAACGGUUAACGGUGGAGGAAAACUUGUUUUUUGACUCUCUUCCCGCACGUUUCGAACUGUGGUAACCACAGCUGGCCCUACGUGCCCUAAGUGUUGAACACAAACCACUAAGGAGUGGGAUUAGAUUCGACAUUGUUAUAUGAUCAUGACCUAAAAGCGUUUGAUACAUUAAAGAUACUUGCUUUGUCUUGAUGCCAAUUUAUUUCGCCUAUAUUCAUAGUUUUUAUUUUAGAGGUAUUCAUUUUGCCAAAUAAGCAAAUGCUUUUUAGUCUUAUUUCAUUUGACUUGUUUUACCAGCUUUACCAAGCACAAGCCUACCCAUCAAGGAAGGUCACUCGGUCGGACUUACAGGUUCCUUGCGAAGUGCCCUCCUAACCUGCUAACAGUAGAUAGACACCUAGGGCUGGUCACCGCUAGAGUGAUUGCCUAGCUAGUGGUUAUUUUAUGACGUACAAAAGAUUCGUCUUAGUUUUAUCAUAGGGAUCUUAAGAUUCUAGGACGGGGAUGACUCUGGGACAAAAAUUGACUUCAAGUUUUUCGGGCGCAUUCUAAAACAAAUCAAAUUUGUUAAAUUCCGUCUUGGAAAAUGGAUGAACCUCGAGAGACAAGAAGCCUUAACUCGCGGCUAAGUGUGUUGAAUGAAGAUACGUGAGGUACCCCGGAAAGUUUUUCAAUUUUACUCAUUUUAACAGAAAAGUUCGCACGGUUAUUUUUUAUUGAAAGUCGUUAAGCCGUCUCCUUAUCGUAAAAUGAGAAAUGUUCUAAAAUUUGAUAACUUCUUUCCACCACUAAGAGAUUCUCGCUAAAAACCAUAGUAGAAUGACGAACGCUAUCGCGUUUUCCCGCCAAAAUGUCGCUGGUUCACGAGUGCGCACUAUUUCGUAUUAAAAAGUAGUAGUCUUCCUCGUCUUGGUAUCUAAAGUCUCUCUUGAAAAGGAGAGUCAGUAACUAAGAAACUGAAUUUACAAUAUCUUAUUCUUAAGGCAAAUUUUUGAAGCUAAACAGGUAUGCGAAGAGGAUUGAUGUUGAAAUUUUCUUUCUCAAAUCUUUCGCUUAUGUUGUAUCCGGUUUGCAGACUCUUCAGAGAGUUGGUUGCUUAAGUUGCAUGUUGACAAGAUCACUAACUAAAACAUAAAUAGAGAAUUGUAAUGUUGCUAUUGCCAGUUCUUAGUGUAGUGGAGAGUAAUUUUUUUUUAUUUCUAGCGUUACAGAUGUCAGUAAUUUAUACUUUAUAAUUGUGCUUCCUCCGUAAGUUUGCUUUGUAGGUUUUCGACCCAUGUCAUGGAAUUAAAGACAGUCUUGGUUGCUGGAUUCCACGCCGUGGACUCCGGAUCUCCGGAUUCUAAUCGUUAGUGGGAUUCCGGAUUCCUAGAGCUGUUUUAGGGAUUCUAAAUCCCUGGAUUCCGCAUUCCACAAGCAAAAAUUUCCCGGAUUGCGGAAUCCAGUUUCCCUUAAGGUGAUGUUACACGGGACGAUUCGCAACAACGAUUCUUAGCACAACACAGCGUUGCAAUGUUGGAAC
Messenger RNA from Porites lobata, 4485 nucleotides. Lineage: Eukaryota; Metazoa; Cnidaria; Anthozoa; Scleractinia; Poritidae. The record is from the annotation of a GenBank genome assembly.